Molecule: messenger RNA, 492 nt
Organism: Aspergillus versicolor CBS 583.65
Lineage: Eukaryota; Fungi; Ascomycota; Eurotiomycetes; Eurotiales; Aspergillaceae
Exons: 1
Coding region: 1-492 (163 amino acids)
Biological process (GO): L-valine catabolic process; thymine catabolic process
Molecular function (GO): methylmalonate-semialdehyde dehydrogenase (acylating, NAD+) activity; malonate-semialdehyde dehydrogenase (acetylating, [NAD(P)+]) activity
Source: RefSeq, a predicted model, not a curated record
AUGUCAACUGAUACCACUCCUGCCAUUGGCUUCGACACCUUUUACAAUGUCAUAAAUGGCAAAUGCACCACGACACCCGCAACGCGUCAUGGAAUCGACCCCGCCACAGAAGAAGCAAAUCCUGAAGUGCCUCUAUCGCAGACUAGUGAUGUCAAUGAUGCAGUCCAAGCCGCCAAGUCGGCCGCUUCAAGCUGGUCGGGUACAACCUAUGCGAAGCGACGAGAGGCCAUUCUAGCGUUUGCGGAAUCUCUUGCCAGGGAGAAGGACGGUUUUGCAAAACUGUUGACCAUGGAACAGGGCAAAUCGGUAGGUCGACGUUUCUUCCCGCGUAAGAACAGCACAUCUCAUUGCCAUCACCUCCAGCUAUCCUUUGCUCACCACGAGGUGGACGGCGGUGUGCACUGGCUUCGUGAACUUACUAGCUUGGAGCUUGGUGAGGAGACAGUACGGGAAGAUGAGAAGGUGGGAUAUUCACAUGUAUCAAGAGCGUAG